AUGGCUAGCAAAAGAAAGUCAACAACUCCCUGUAUGGUGCGAACUUCUGAAGUUGUGGAGCAGGAAGGCACCGAGGGCGUAGAGGCUCCUAAAGAGAAGGGAGCUGGUGCACUGCAGCAGGACUUUAAAAAAAAUUGGCCUUCAGAAAGCUCAGUCAAAGACUGUGAAGUGGUUGAGGCAAAGCCCCCAGCUGAAUCACAGUCGAAGAAACCCCAGGGUGGUUAUGAGUGUAAAUACUGCCCUUACUCAACGCAAAACUUAAAUGAAUUUACAGAGCAUGUUGACACUCAGCAUCCAAAUGUCAUUCUCAACCCCCUGUAUGUCUGUGCUGAAUGCAACUUCACAACCAAAAAAUACGAUUCUUUAUCUGACCACAACACAAAGUACCACCCGGGAGAGACUAACUUUAAAUUGAAAUUAAUUAAACGCAAUAAUCAGACUGUUUUAGAGCAGUCCAUUGAGACCACCGCUAACGAUGCCACUGUCACAAGCAGUGGGCUAGAAAAUGCAGAAUGUGAUGAUUCACUUCAUGGGGGAAUUAGCGCAAGUAAAACGCCAAUGAUGAAACUGGGAAAGCCUAAAGGGGAAACCAAGAAGGCUCCCAAAAAGCCGGAAGAGGGAGUUACGGAAAACCAUGUGGAUGGCGCUCUCCCCCGCAUCAUAACUGAAGCCACUGAAGCUAUUGCUUGUAUAAAUGGAGACCUCCUCCAUGAUGUGUUAGCCCAUGUUAUGCCCUCUGUACAGCUGCCACCAAAUAUUAACCUUGUCCCCAAGGUCCCAGUACCUCUGAACAGUACCAAAUACAACUCUGCGCUGGACACUAAUGCAACCAUGAUCAACUCCUUUAAUAAAUUUCCUUACCCGACGCAAGCAGAGUUGUCGUGGUUGACAGCAGCAUCAAAACAUCCAGAAGAACAAAUCCGAAUCUGGUUUGCUACGCAACGUUUGAAGCAUGGUAUAAGUUGGUCUCCUGAGGAAGUGGAGGAGGCAAGAAAGAAGAUGUUCAACGGUACUAUCCAGGCAGUUCCCCAAACCAUCACUGUCCUGCCAGCUCCUUUGACAACUGCAAAAAUGCCUCAGCCCAUCAUCCAGACAGCUUUGCCUUGUCAGAUACUGGGCCAGACUGGUCUGGUUCUGACUCCUGUGUCAAAUGGUUCAACCGUUUCCUGUUCGCCAAUUACACUUGCUGUUGCCCCAAACCAGGGGCAAAAGAGGACAAUACAGACCUUGUCAAGUGCCCCAGAGGCCAAGCGUCCUCACGUAGUUCAGGUGCCUGAGAUUCCUGCCAAGUUGACUGCUGUACCACUGACGCCAGCCAGUGAGCGAAAAAAGACGAAGGAGCAGAUAGCAGAGCUGAAGGCCAGUUUCAUGGCAAGCCAGUUUCCCGAUGAUGCAGAAGUCUACCGGCUGAUAGAGGCAACGGGUCUCUCCAGGAGCGAGAUCAAGAAGUGGUUCAGUGACCACAGGUACAGAAGUCAAAGGGGCAUUGUACACAUCCCUGGCGAUACUCUAGGGAAUGAUCAAAUAGCACCUUCAGCUGGUCGACAUGGACGUUCGUUUCACCCAUACACAGAUUUUACUCCCCAGAAAUUCAAAGAGAAAACCCAAGAGCAGCUUAAGGCCCUUGAGGAGAGUUUCCUAAGAUGCUCUUUUCCUACCCAAGGAGAAUUGGACAGGCUUCGAGUAGAGACUAAGCUGAGUAGGAGGGAGAUAGAUUCAUGGUUCUCUGAGCGGAGAAAGAUAAGGGACAGCAUGGAGCAAGCUGUCUUGGACUCAAUGGGAUCAUACAGAAAAAUUAAAGAACAAGGAACUCCCAAUGGUGCAAUAAACCAGGCAGAACUGCUGAGUAGCUCCCAGCUCCCUGGUGCUUUAUCUGGGUCCUCCACCACAUUUAAGAAAACCCAAGAGCAGACUCAUCUACUGAAAAGCACAUUUGCAAGGACACAGUGGCCAUCGCCCCAGGAGUAUGACCAGUUAGCAUCUCAGACUGGGCUCACAAGAACUGAAAUAGUUCGCUGGUUCAAGGAAAACCGGUCUUCACUAAGAACAGGGUCACUUAAAUGGAUUGACCAGUACCAGCAGCAGUACAUUGUUGACGGUCAUAAUGAGCAAAGCCAGAAAAAGGGAUCAAAACACACUGAGAGUCCAAAGAAUGGUAAUGAGGUGUCUCGGCAGCAUUACCAGGAGCAUAAAAAACUGAAUGAAGAGAAUGGGGGGAAACUAGUGGUGAGAGCAAAAAGGGACUGUGAACCACUGAAAGACUCUUUGUUGGGGAAUCAAGCGGAGGGUACGGACAGGUUGGAGUGCAACAGCCACGACGGCCACGGCAGUGAGGAGAACGAGGAGCCAGCGGACGUCAACUGGGUAGAGGUGACGGUGGGUGAGGAUGAUGCUGUAUCAGACUGUACAGACAGCUGGAGCCAAACAGCACCCGAAGGCCAGGCAGAGCUGGCUGACUUUGACUCUGAAAGUAUAUCUGGAGACAAUUCCCACGUAUAGACAGGGGUACUCCUCAGCUGCACUGUCCUGACGUUGAAGGGGAAAUGCUGUCUGAAAAUAGAAGAAAACUCUAUUUUCCUGCCUGGGGUGAGGUAGCGUGUUGCAACUCCAAGUCUCAAACCGCAGUUGCGGAGGCACAGCGAGAAAUACUCUCAUGGAGCAUCGUCAUGGGAUCGUUUAUAGUGCCAAAGUCCUACUACUGCAUUAAAAAAGAAAAGAAAGAAAGAGGAAAGGGUCCUUGUACAUAGGUUUCUCCUUAGCUUCUCUCCCACCUGCUUUCCUGCCCAGGCUCUUCCUCUACUGGAACAGAUUUGUACAAUGUGGAAAUUUUGUUACCUUUUUAAUAGGUGCAAGUUAUUCUUGCAUAUAAUGCCAUUGCAAAAUUUGGGGGUUGGUUUGGGGGAGGGAAGUGUCUUUUGUGGGGGAGGGAGAGGAGA
Molecule: messenger RNA, 2936 nt
Organism: Pelecanus crispus (Dalmatian pelican)
Lineage: Eukaryota; Metazoa; Chordata; Aves; Pelecaniformes; Pelecanidae
Gene: ZHX2
Product: zinc fingers and homeoboxes 2
Biological process (GO): regulation of transcription by RNA polymerase II
Cellular component (GO): nucleus
Molecular function (GO): DNA-binding transcription factor activity, RNA polymerase II-specific; DNA binding
Source: RefSeq, a predicted model, not a curated record